Messenger RNA from Centrocercus urophasianus (Greater sage-grouse), 1951 nucleotides. It is a transcript of the gene ALG9, whose product is annotated as ALG9 alpha-1,2-mannosyltransferase. The coding region runs from base 1 to 1824 and encodes 607 amino acids. The record is from RefSeq and is a predicted model, not a curated record. The transcript is spliced from 15 exons. Gene Ontology annotation, biological process: protein N-linked glycosylation. Gene Ontology annotation, molecular function: alpha-1,2-mannosyltransferase activity. Gene Ontology annotation, cellular component: endoplasmic reticulum membrane. Lineage: Eukaryota; Metazoa; Chordata; Aves; Galliformes; Phasianidae.
AUGGCGGCCAAAGGGGCCCGGCAGCGGCCGCGGGCAGGAGGAGGAGGAGGAGGAGGGGGCGGAGGGGAGGCGGCCCGCUCGCGGCCGGAGGCGGCGGGCUCAGAGGAGGCUCGGGCGGAGCCGUCCGGGAGCAAGGCGGGGCAGGUGUGGGCCCCCGAAGGAUCCACGGCCUUCAAGUGUCUCAUCUCGGCCAGGUUCUGCGCUGCGCUUCUCAGCAACAUCUCUGACUGCGAUGAGAUCUUCAACUACUGGGAGCCGACACACUACCUCAUUUAUGGGAAGGGGUUUCAGACAUGGGAGUACUCUCCAGCCUAUGCCAUCCGCUCUUAUGCGUACCUGUGGCUUCAUGCCCUACCAGCCUUGUUCCACGCUAGAGUCCUGCAGACUAACAAGGUUCUUAUCUUCUAUUUCCUACGAUGCUUCCUGGCAUUCCUGAGCUGUGUUUGUGAACUCUACUUUUAUAAGGCUGUGUGCAAGAAGUUUGGACUACAUGUGAGUCGUCUCAUGUUGGCUUUCUUAGUACUCAGCACAGGGAUGUUUUGUUCAUCAGCAGCUUUCCUCCCAAGCAGUUUCUGCAUGUAUACCACGAUUAUUGCCAUGACUGGUUGGUAUAUGGACAAGACCUCUGUAGCAGUGCUAGGCAUAGCUGCUGGAGCACUAGUGGGCUGGCCUUUCAGUGCAGCUCUUGGGCUUCCCAUUGCCUUUGACUUGUUAGUACUGAAGCAGAGGUGGAAAAGCUUCUUAAAUUGGUGUGUGGUGUCACUGAUCCUGUUUCUGGUGCCCCUGGUAGUUGUGGACAGCUAUUACUAUGGGAAGCUGGUAGUUGCACCUCUCAACAUUGUUUUGUACAACGUCUUCACCUCCCACGGACCUGAUCUCUAUGGUACAGAACCAUGGUCCUUCUAUUUCAUCAAUGGCUUUCUGAAUUUCAAUGUGGCAUUUAUUUUGGCACUGCUUGUGCUACCACUGACUUGUCUCAUGGAGAGUCUGCUUCAGAAAUUUCAUGUUCAGAAUCUGGGCCGUCCCUACUGGCUGACACUAGCUCCGAUGUACAUUUGGAUCAUAAUUUUCUUCAGCCAGCCCCACAAAGAAGAGAGGUUUCUCUUUCCCAUCUAUCCUCUCAUAUGUCUCUGCAGUGCUGUAGCUCUGUCUGCUCUUCAGAAGUGUUACCACUUCAUAUUCCAGCGCUAUCGCCUGGAGCACUACACGAUCUCCUCCAACUGGUUGGCACUGAGCACUGUCUUUCUCUUUGGCCUUUUGUCACUGUCACGCUCUGUUGCCUUAUUCAGAGGCUACCAUGGGCCUCUGGACCUGUACCCAGAAUUUCACAGGAUUGCUACGGACCCAAGUAUUCACACUGUGCCAGAGGGGAGGCCAGUUAAUGUCUGCGUGGGGAAGGAAUGGCACAGAUUCCCAAGUAGCUUUCUUCUGCCAGACAAUUGGCAGCUCCAGUUCAUCCUGUCAGAAUUCAGGGGCCAGUUACCCAAACCAUUUGCCAAGGGACCAAUGGCCACGCGGAUCAUUCCCACAGACAUGAACGACCAAAACAAGGAAGAGCCAUCUCGAUAUAUUGACAUUUCCAAAUGCCACUAUCUAGUGGACUUGGAUACAGCAGCUGAAGCCCCAAGGGAGCCAAGAUACUCCUCCAACAAAGAGGAGUGGGUAACCAUUGCCUACAAGCCAUUCCUAGAUGCUUCCAGGUCUUCAAAGCUGCUGCGUGCGUUCUACGUCCCUGUCCUCUCAGAAAGGUACACACAGUAUGCAAACUACACUAUUCUGAAAUCCCGCAGAUCGAAACAAACCAAGAGAAAAAUGGGAGGCUAGCAACACACCUGGGUAACAAAACCAACUGACACUCUGGGACAGCUGCCUAAGCCUUCUUCAGUUUCCUUUCUGAAAGAUUGUGCUUGUAAGAUCCACUUAAGAUCCAAUAAAGAUUUCCAUGAAGUGA